Coregonus clupeaformis (lake whitefish) is the source of this 709-nucleotide messenger RNA. Its product is annotated as troponin C, slow skeletal and cardiac muscles-like. The coding region runs from base 84 to 332 and encodes 82 amino acids. Lineage: Eukaryota; Metazoa; Chordata; Actinopteri; Salmoniformes; Salmonidae. The transcript is spliced from 3 exons. Gene Ontology annotation, molecular function: calcium ion binding; enzyme regulator activity. The record is from RefSeq and is a predicted model, not a curated record.
GUGCGUGUGUGUGAGCGUGUGUGUGUGUGUGUGUGUCUGUGUUUACAGGGAGCGGGACAGUAGACUUUGAUGAGUUCCUAGUCAUGAUGGUGCGUUGCAUGAAGGAGGAAAGCAAAGGAAAAUCUGAGGAAGAGUUGGGCGAACUUUUCCGCGUGUUUGACAAAAAUGGAGAUGGCUACAUUGAUUUGGAGGAGCUGAAGACCAUUCUGGAGUCGACUGGAGAGGCCAUCACUGAGGAUGACAUUGAAGAACUCAUGAAGGAUGGAGACAAAAACAAUGAUGGAAAAAUUGAUUAUGAUGAGUUCCUGGAAUUUAUGAAGGGGGUUGAGUAAAGGACUCAAAACUCAUGGACCUUCAGACCGGGAAAAUACUCAUACCUCCUCUUAGCUCUGACACUCCGUCACACCAUUGCCUGAACAAGUUGGAAAACAUUGAAAUAAAAGCCACUUUCUGCUCGGCUCCAUCUACCACUAAACACAUGCAUCCAUCCUCAAUGUGUAUCGGCCUUGGUUGACAUCUUGUAUGUGGUCCAGUUUUUAUCCAAAGCACUAUCAUCCCCUUCAUUUAGGGACCUUAAAGACAAGGGGUCUUGUUAUGUCCUUCAAGUGAAUUUCUUAAAUAUAAAUGUAUUUAAUCCCCAAUAAUCCUAGAUUAUUCUAUUCAAAAUCUUAACAAAUGGGAGUAAACACUAUACUCCACAAUACUGUAU